CCACGUCAGGCGUCUCCCUUUGUCUCUCACGGCCGAACUUCCCUGCUGGCUGAGGGGAGGCGGCGGCGCCGCGCCGAGGGAGCCGAGGACGACCGAGCCCCGAGCUGGUUCUCGGCGUUCCCGGCCCUGCUCGCACGGAGCCUGCCCCUCACGCCCCCUCACCGCCCCUCCCGCCCCCCGCGGCGAGGCCUGAAGCGGCGGACACGCUGCCCCGGCGGCGGCGAGGCGGGCUCCGGGCCGCACUGCGCAUGCCCGGCCGGCAUGGCCGGCGGAGGCGGCGGGGCCCCGGCGCGCGGCGCUAAUUCCUAAUUGUCCUCCCGCUGCUGCAGGGAGGCGGCGGCAGCGCGCGGCAUCCCGGGCGGCGGAGCCGCGGCGCACCCCCGGCCCCCGGAGGAGCGGCGGGGGCUCGGCGACCCGGACCCCGUGGAAGCUUCGAGAAAGAGCAGCGCGGGCCGGUCCCACAGCCCUGCGGAGCGGCCGCGGGGAGCCGGAGCAGCACGCGGGCCGGGCCGUGGGGCGGCGAGGCCGCGGAGAGGAAAGUGCAAUGGCGAGGAAUUUAUCUGUAAUCUUGAUCCUGAUCUUUGCCUUGUCAGUCACAAAUCCCCUUCAUGAAGUAGAACCAGCAACUGCUUUUCCUACCACUGAGAACGUUAUUUCAAAUUGGGAGUCCAGCGUUAAUGUUGAUUUGGCAGUUACAACACGGCGAUACCAUCUACAGCAGCUAUUCCAUCGCUAUGGAGAGAAUAAUUCCUUAUCAGUUGAAGGGUUCAGAAAAUUGCUUCAGAAUAUAGGCAUAGAUAAAAUCAAGAGGAUCCAUAUACGCCAUGAUCAUGAUCAUCACUCUGACCAUGAUCAUCACUCUGACCAUGAUCAUCACUCUGACCAUGAUCAUCACUCUGACCAUGAUCAUCACUCUGACCAUGAUCAUCACUCUGACCAUGAUCAUCACUCUGACCAUGAUCAUCACUCUCAUCGUAAUCAUGCUGCUUCCAGUAAGAAUCACCGCAAGACUCUUUGCCCAGAUUCUGAUAGUUCAGGUAAAGACCCCAAAUCUAGCCAGGGAAAAGGAUCUCACCGAUCAGAACGUACCAAUAAUAGACGGAAUGUCUUAACCAAGGAUGGAAUUGGUGGUAGUAAAGUGACCUCAACUGUAGAUAAUGUUAUCUCUGAAGGAACUCACUUUCUAGAGACAAUUGAAACUCCAAAGCCUGGGAAACUUUCACCCAAAGAUGUGAGCAGUUCCACGCCACCCAGUAUCACAGAAAAAAGCCAGGUGAUUCGACUGGCUAGUAAAAUAACAAAUGAAUCUAUGAAUGAACCCCGAAAAGGUUUUAUGUAUUCCAGAAACACAAAUGAAAACUCACAGGAGUGUUUCAACGCAUCGAAACUGCUUACUUCUCAUGGCAUUGGCAUCCAGGUUCUGCUGAAUGCAACACAGUUCAGCUAUCUCUGCCCAGCCAUCAUCAACCAAAUUGAUGCUAGAUCCUGUCUGAUUCACACGAGUAGUGAAAAAAAAACUGAAGUCCCUCCAAAGACCCAUUCUUUACAAAUAGCCUGGGUUGGUGGCUUUAUAGCCAUUUCCAUCAUCAGUUUCCUGUCUUUGCUGGGUGUUAUCUUAGUGCCUCUUAUGAAUCGAGUGUUUUUCAAAUUUCUCCUAAGUUUUCUUGUGGCAUUAGCUGUUGGAACACUGAGUGGUGAUGCUUUUUUACAUCUACUUCCUCAUUCUCAUGCAAGCCACCACCAUAGUCACAACCAUGAAGAGACAGCAAUAGAAAUGAAGAGGGGACCGCUUUUCAGUCACCUGUCUUCUCAAGACCUCGAGGAAAAUGCCUAUUUUGAUUCCACCUGGAAGGGUCUGACAGCUCUUGGAGGCUUGUACUUCAUGUUUCUUGUUGAACAUGUCCUCACAUUGAUCAAGCAGUUUAAAGAUAAGAAGAAAAAGAAUCAGAAAAAACCUGAAAGUGAUGAUGAUGUGGAGAUUAAGAAGCAGUUGUCCAAGUAUGAAUCUCAACUUUCAACAAAUGAGGAGAAAGUGGAUACAGAUGAUCGAUCAGAAGGCUAUUUACGAACAGACUCUCAAGAGCCCUCCAACUUUGAUUCUCAACAGCCAACAGUGUUGGAAGAAGAGGAGGUCAUGAUAGCUCAUGCUCAUCCACAAGAAGUCUACAAUGAAUAUGUGCCCAGAGGGUGCAAGAAUAAAUGCCACUCUCACUUCCACGAUACACUCGGCCAGUCCGAUGACCUUAUUCACCACCACCAUGACUACCACCACAUUCUGCACCACCACCACCACCAGAAUCACCAUCCCCACAGUCACAGCCAGCGCUACUCUAGGGAAGAGCUGAAAGAUGCUGGCAUCGCGACUUUGGCAUGGAUGGUGAUAAUGGGCGAUGGACUGCACAACUUCAGUGAUGGCCUCGCAAUUGGGGCUGCUUUUACUGAAGGUUUAUCAAGUGGUCUAAGUACUUCCGUUGCUGUGUUUUGUCAUGAAUUGCCUCAUGAAUUAGGUGACUUUGCUGUUUUACUCAAGGCGGGCAUGACUGUUAAGCAGGCCGUUCUUUACAAUGCUUUAUCAGCCAUGUUGGCAUAUCUUGGAAUGGCAACAGGAAUUUUCAUUGGCCAUUAUGCUGAAAAUGUUUCCAUGUGGAUUUUUGCACUUACUGCUGGCUUGUUCAUGUAUGUUGCUCUGGUUGAUAUGGUACCUGAGAUGCUGCACAAUGAUGCUAGUGACCAUGGAUGUAGCCGCUGGGGAUAUUUCUUUUUACAGAAUGCUGGGAUACUUUUAGGUUUUGGAAUUAUGUUGCUUAUUUCCAUAUUCGAACAUAAAAUUGUGUUUCGUAUAAAUUUCUAACUAGGUUAUAAAUACUAGAGUAGCUCAAAAAAUGUCUGUAGUUUGAAUAGGUCAUAGGGAGAUCAGAGUUUGUAUGCUGGGAUCAACAGCAUUUUAAGGUUAGUUUUGUGGCUUUUAUAUGAAUAUUGUUGUUUAUUGUGCUUAUAAGUUCAGUUAUGGAGGUAACAUAAAGGUACAUUUAAAUAUUUAAGUUAUUCUGUUUUGGGAAUAUAAGCUAUAUGUGCAUUUUACCAAUAUUACCAGUUUAUUGUAUAAACAAGAGAUUUGGCGUGUAUUCUGUAUAUUUUAGGGGAAAAUCUUCAGUGUUUUAUCUAGAACUAAUGUAAUACAGUUAAUCCCCAACACUGGAUUUUAGGCCUCUGAACAAUUGCUGAUGUUUCAGAAUGUGCAAGUCCAGGAUGCCAAUAAAGCUAUACUAAAUUUAACCUAUGAAAUAGAAAAAAAGAAGAGUCGGUAAGAAUUAAGAAGGCAUAGAUUUCUUUUUAAAGAAUCAUAAAACUGGUUAUAAAAUAGGAAAGAUUUAGAUUUAAAAGGGCAAUAUUAGUGUAGAACGAAUCCUGAACAUUUUUGUCCAAGUUUUAAUGUUCUUGUAAGACCACAGUGAACAUUUUUUACUAAUUUAGUUGUACAUUUAGCUUUGUAUAAUAGAGAGGUCUAAGUAUAUUUAAUAAAUUCAUCAAUAUAUCACAACCGAGAAAUUUAAAUUCUAAAAUAUUUGCUGGUGUGCCAGAUGAAUAUGAAUAAGUUAAUGUAUUGCUAGAUGAUUUGGAUAUUGGAUAAUCUGAUCUAUCAGAUGUCCAUACAUUAGUACUUUGGGAUAUAAAGAGAUAUUAACACGAUACUGAAUAUAAUUUGAUUUCUUGAGUUUCGGAAAGUACUUUGGUAUCUUUCAGUGGUUCAGUGUUGUCGUUAUGGUUGUCAUUUUUAGUACUUUAGACAUACUAGCGCUGUCCAUGGUAUUCUCUCAGUGUUGUUUUUCUACCAAAUAAAUUCCCAUUUGUCAACUUAA
Messenger RNA from Sorex araneus (European shrew), 3860 nucleotides. RefSeq names its product solute carrier family 39 member 6 (gene SLC39A6). Gene Ontology annotation, molecular function: zinc ion transmembrane transporter activity. The record is from RefSeq and is a predicted model, not a curated record. The coding region runs from base 545 to 2851 and encodes 768 amino acids. Gene Ontology annotation, cellular component: membrane. Lineage: Eukaryota; Metazoa; Chordata; Mammalia; Eulipotyphla; Soricidae. The transcript has 10 exons. Gene Ontology annotation, biological process: zinc ion import across plasma membrane; intracellular zinc ion homeostasis.